UUCUUUCUAAUAAAAGAGGGAAAAAAGAAAGUUACCAAAUUUUCUGGUUUAGUCACCAAACAAAAGAGAAGAAAAAAGAAAUUAUGGAUCUCUUGCCUGAAGAUUGUUUUGCACACAUUCUAUCAUUCAUAUCUCCUAAGGAUGCGUGCUGCACAUCAAUUGUUUCGUCGGCGGUUCGAUCCUCAGCUGAUUUAGACACGGUUUGGGAGAAAUUUUUGCCCUCUGAUUAUCCAGAAAUUCUGUUCAGAUUAGUAUCACCGAUUAAUUACUCAACUAAGAAGGAGUUGUUCACCAGGUUAUGUAACCCACAUUUUCUUGACGAGGGAAGAAAGAUAAUCUCACUGGAUAAAUCAACAGGCAAGAAACGUUACAUGUUGGGUUCAAGGGAGCUUUCAAUUUCUUGGGCUAACAAUCCUCUCUACUGGUCCUGGAAAAUCCAUCCUCAAUCAAGGUUCUCAGAAGUUGCUGAACUUAGAACAAUUUGUUGGCUUCAAGUCCAUGGAAAAUUUAAUACCCAGAUGCUAUCUCCGAGAACUGUUUACAAAGCCAAUCUAAUUGUCAAAUUUGCUGAUCGUGCCUAUGGACUGGACACCUUACCAUCCGAGACGUUUCUUGAAGUUGGAAACUACAAAACAAAAGGAAAAGUCUAUUUACGCCGCGGCCAAGGGAAAAAGACUGCAAAUGGUGUAAACAGAAGAGAAGCAUCAAGAGUAACAGCAUAUAGCAGAGAUGGCAGCAACAGCACAAGUCCUUAUGAGCGGGAAGAUGGAUGGACGGAGAUUGAAUUGGGGAGUUUUUAUAAUGAUGACGAUGCUGACGGAGGAGACGGCAAAGAAGUGGAAAUGGGCUUAAAGGAAGUGACUGGCGAGCAUUUGAAAGGUGGGCUUAUUGUUGAGGGAAUUGAGCUUAGGCCCAAAUACUCAUUAGAAAAAAGAACCUUUGAUCAAUGACUAGGGCUAUCGGCCCAUUCAUCAAAUACCGGACUCCGUCAAGCCUUUUAUUACUGAUUCUCGAAUCCAGGGUAGCGAGACACGUAAUUAAAAAGAAAUAAGAAGGGUAUAGUUGGAAAUUUAGGUCUAUUAAGCAGUAACCCUAGCCAAGACUUGCUCCUUUAUAAACUCUAUCCCCCUUUUACUUAUCGUCUUCUUCUGUAAACUUCCUGCAACUUUUGUUUUUCAUUCUCUGUAUCUGUAGUGGGUAUUUUUUUAUAAAUUUUUGUGGAUAAAUGAGUUUACGGUUGUUAUUGCUAUUACAAAUAGCAGCGAGGAUGAUAAAUGUUUUAAUCCCAGCUCAUUAUGAGACCUUUUUGUAAGGUCUGGGAAUUGAAAUACAGUCUCACAUUUAUCUGAGCUUAUUUUAUUUUAGUUGUUU
Molecule: messenger RNA, 1371 nt
Organism: Ricinus communis (castor bean)
Lineage: Eukaryota; Viridiplantae; Streptophyta; Magnoliopsida; Malpighiales; Euphorbiaceae
Product: F-box protein PP2-B15
Exons: 3
Coding region: 84-950 (288 amino acids)
Molecular function (GO): protein binding
Source: RefSeq, a predicted model, not a curated record